AUGCCUUUGCCGAGUAAAAGGUUCACAAGAACAUCUGCUAUCAAACCUAAGGAGAUAGAGAAACCACCGCCAUCUUCGUCAUCAUCGUCUUCCUCCUCGUCAUCGGAAGAUGAAAAAGAAGAAACUCAACAAGGUAAAAUAAAAAAUCUAACUGGAUUUUUUGCUGAGCAGACUGAUGACGUAAAAAAUAUAAAAAAGAAAAAAUUUGAGUUGGUUCCAUCGGAUGCUCCAGAACCAUCUAUUUUAGAAAAUGAACCAGCUGAAAGAUUGGAAGGUAUUAUAAGAGCCACAGACCCUGCUGAAUGGCAAAAGCCAAUAGAGGUAGAAAAAGGUGCAAUAAAAAAUCUUGCUCACAUGUUUCAAAAAAUCACAACAGAACAGGCGCAACAGAAAAAACCAUUUAAAUUAGAACUGGAUGAAAAUGCAUGCCAAAAUUCUGAAGAAAUGGUUUUAGAGAACGAGCCGGUUGAACAGCUAGAAGGAGUUGUUAGAUCGGCUGAUCCUGCUGAAUGGCAGAAACCAAUUGAUGUUGAAAGAGGUGCCACUAAGAAUCUUGCACACAUGUUUCAAAAUAUUAGUCAUUCGGAACCUCCCAUUUCGAAAAAACCCUUCAAAUUAGAUGUUGAUGUUAAUGCUCAACCAAUUAUUCUGGAAAGCGAACCUGUAGUUUUAGAAGGCGUGGUGAGAAGCGUAGAUAAAACAGAAGAUAUAAUUGGCAAGAAAGGAAGAAUAAAAAACUUGGCUGAUAGAUUUGUAAACCCUAAUACCAACGCCAGUGACGAUGAAACAAACGAUAAAGCUGCAAAACCGUCAGAAAGCAACAGAUCACGAACAAUAUCUCAAAAGUGGAAGCAACAAGUGAGUCAAAAUGACGGCUCUCAAGAACGUAGACCUAGAUCGAAAAUAGAAUUGGAUGCAGCAGCUGAAUAUGGAGUUUAUGAAAACGAACCAGAAGUUCGGAGCGACGUCGUUAAAGCCAGUGAAGAUCAACCAGACGUCAUCUUUGUCCAGCAUACUCGAAACUUGCGUAAAAUGUGGUGCCAAUUCGAAAAAGACGAAAUGGCUAAGGAGGUUAACUCGAAAAAUAUAGAGAGUAUAGUGAAAGCUAAGAAGAAGGAACCUUCGCCUGAACCUCCUCCAGUGCCAGAAGUUCCGCCGCCAGUUGAAGAAACUAAACCUAAAAAAACCUGGGGUUCAAGGAAUGUUAAAAAAGAGGUAGAAAAAACAGAUGCUUCCAAGACGCAAGUCCAACCAGCAGAACCAACUUCCUUUCAAAAACCAGCCUUGCGUUCGAUAGCGAAGAAAAAAUUUUAA
Messenger RNA from Helobdella robusta, 1314 nucleotides. RefSeq lists its product as hypothetical. NCBI's taxonomy places the organism in Eukaryota, Metazoa, Annelida, Clitellata, Rhynchobdellida, Glossiphoniidae. The transcript is spliced from 2 exons. The coding region runs from base 1 to 1314 and encodes 437 amino acids. The record is from RefSeq and is a predicted model, not a curated record.